UGGGAAAGGCGAGCCCCGAGCCUGCGGCUUCCUGCUGAAAGGGGCAGCAGGGAAAAAGGCGGGAAAAUAAUUAUCGCAAGCCAAUUAGCGCAAUAAUUUGUGCUAAUAAUUCCCACACCACACAGACAGGAAGGGAGGAAUUAUUAUUAAUACUUUUGAAAUACGGAUGAAAUGAAGUGACGCAGUAAUUUGUUCCCUCCAAAACAUCUGUUGCUCCUUUUACUGCAGCAGCCAUCACCCCGCUGAUAACCACCGCCCCGCAACUGAUCAUCUUUGCGCUGGGUUUACAAACAGUUUGGCUCCUGACCAAAACACACAGCCAUAGGUGUGCCCCUGUGUGUGUGUGCAUCUUGCUGCGUGCAUAACCCUGCCCAGCCCCACCUUUGAACUCAAGUAAAGGAGGUGGUGAUGUUUGACUGAAAUAAAAUCAGUUAUGUUUUAAAUAAUAAAUAAAUAAAUAAAAUUAAUUUCAGUGUUUCCUUUUCCCUCCAGGACACGCACGGUGUUCAUCGCAGGCGGCAGGGCCUGCUCACCCGCCGCUGCCUCCGUUCCUUUGCCCGCUCCCCUCAGGCAGCCUGGCGGGCGGCCUGGCCCCGGGGUACGUGUGGGGAAGGCAUUUCCGUGAGGUAAAACGGAGCUCAUAAAGUCCUGUCUGUGGAAUGAAUUGAUGAGACUAACAGAACAAUGACAUCCACUGCAAGGACCAGCUACACCCUGAUUCCUAACCAGAAAUACAGACGCAGUAACCGUCACUCCAGACAGCACUGCGAAGUCAUGGAUACGGAUCCCCAAUCUCUGUCAACACUUGGAUAUUUUAAAACAUUGCCAUUAGAGAUAUUUCAAAUGCUAUUGAAUUAUCUCUCAGUGAAGGAUAUCAGCAUGCUGUGCAUGGUGUCAAAAACCAUCAGCAACCGCCUUAUUACUUACAUCUCAACCCCAUCAGGAAACCGAAGGCUGUUAUUGCAAGACUUUCAUAACAUUGAGCUACCUGGCAAGAGAGACGGAUCCUAUAUAUUAGAGCACUACAGAUCUCUAGGAUUGUUGCUUAAAAGAUGCACACUUCUAUUACCUACAAAAGAUAGGCUAAAGUAUAUACACAAGAUACUCUCAGAAGUUUCCUGCUUUAAACUUAAUGGCUGUCCAAGUCCUUUGCAUUGUUUAGGAUUACAGUGCUACGGGGUAUUUUUACAGAUCCUAACAGCAGGCUGGGAUGAACUGGAGUGUCACCGGGUUUUUAACUUCCUCUGUGAACUGAGCAAUUUACCCCGUAAAGUACAGACAGUUGUCAGCAGCAAACCAGGAAGUGCCCGGAAGCUGGAGCUGCGGAUAAGGUUAUUCUGUCGUAGUGUUUUGUUGAACCACUGGAUUCAUCGAAGUGAUUCUGCAUUUUGGUUGACUCGUAUUUUAAAGCCGUGGCCAAUGGUUAAUCAAGCUCGCCUGUUGUAUAUCAUCUUUGGGCCAGUGUCCUCCCUUGACGGACAUGUGGUUUGGCAGAAAAUGAUAGAAGGACCAACAGAUGAGACCAGUCUGAAAGGUCUAGCAGAUGCAAUUAAACUGCUGUAUGAUACGGAAGCUAGAGAAUGGACAGCAGACGAUGUUAUCAGUCUUGUGGAUGAGCUGUCAGUUGUUCCCCGGGAGUGGCUCAUGGAGAACAAUGCUCGGCUUCUUAUUCUGAGUGGGAACAACAUCUGCUUCACUUUCAUGGCCAGCAAAGCUGUGAAUGGAAGAGCUUUUGAGUUAGCCAGACUUGUGGUCUUCCUGGCUUUGGUCUGUGAGAAGGAUCUGUACUGCAUGGACUGGGCAGUAAAAAUGAUGCAGAAGGUCUGCAAAGUUUUCAGCACUCCAGGGGAGAGAAACAACUUCCUGCAGAGCGUGGAGAACGCCUUUGCUCAUAUGAUCAUGGACAUGCUACAGGCAGUACUGUCCGGGGAUCGUGAUGAAGAGGACAUCAGCUUUUUGAAUUUGUUUCACCUUGUAAAUGCACAAGCUAACUUCCAUAAGGAAAUCCUGUACCUGACCAUGAGAAGCAACAGCAACACUGUCUGAUGCUCUGAAUUGUACAGACUCUUGCUCUACUCCCGCUGGAUGUCUUUUCCCUUUAUUUAUUUUUAUUUUAUUUUUUUACAUUUGCAUAGUGGUGCCUGGUUAUUUCUCUAGUUUCUACCCCAGUAAGAGCUGGAGUGACGGCAGGAGAAGCUAGUGGCAUACAUGUCAUAACAGCUGAAUGAGCUCAUGGAACGUACUGGGGGACCUCUAUGUGUUCAAAGCAGAGUUUUGCACGUCAGGCUCCUCUGAGGCUGUGUUCAGACGCGCUGAGGAAGCGGGCUGGGGGCCUUCGGUUUGGGAACAUAAACUGCAUUCUUUUCCCACUGUGUAUGUUUGCAUAUGCAAUAAAAGUAACAUGGUUUUCAUAUUUGAUGCACAUACACAUAAUAAAGAAUGUUAUCUUAGGUCAGAACCAAAAACAUUUUGAUCUUUUAAUUUUGUUUUCUCUUGGGAAUCCAAGGAGAAAAAAAAAAGACAGCCGUAAUUAGAGAAGCACAGCUACAUUUUUUCCAGUUUGCCUGGGUCUCUCUCUCACUAACUCUUACAUUCUGUGACAGAAGUGCUCUAUAGAUUGUAUGUUCAAUUUUGGCAGAAAGAGUUGAUUCGUGAAAGCAAUUUAACUGUUUUGAUUAAGUAGUUUGAUUUUUCUUUUCCUUCAAACUCCAGGUGCCUUUUAACCAAUAAAGCAGAAGAAACUUCAAAUCCCUCUCCCCACCUGCUGUAGUAACUGAACUGUUGAAGUGUAUUUGCCUUUCAUAGGACUUUGCUAAGUUGAAGACAAGUUAAAUAAAUACACAUAGGCUAAGGUCACCAUUUCAGUAACGUAUAUAAAUGUUUGCUACUUACAAAAACCUUUGAUUUUCUGCUACAUUGCCUUCAAAACAAAAAUACGUAAUACGUAAUAAAAAC
Messenger RNA from Cygnus olor (mute swan), 2955 nucleotides. RefSeq names its product F-box protein 47 (gene FBXO47). The transcript is spliced from 11 exons. Bases 685 to 2046 code for a protein of 453 amino acids. NCBI's taxonomy places the organism in Eukaryota, Metazoa, Chordata, Aves, Anseriformes, Anatidae. Gene Ontology annotation, molecular function: protein binding. The record is from RefSeq and is a predicted model, not a curated record.